AUGUCGAUUUUAGAAGAGAGGGAACAGGCGGUGAUUCGUAACCUACAGUUGCUAAGAAGCAUGGGAUCUCUUACGAAGGUGGAAGAGCUAAGGGCUCACAAGCGGUGCGACGUCAAUAUCAAAUCACAAAUCCAGCCGAAACAAGUACCUCUGAAAUUUCUAAUACAAGCAGAUGAAUUGCGGACACAAAAGUCAAAGCGCUCACAAGAUGAUAGAUUUCCUCGUUCCAUCUUUUCAAGAUCGCCUAGUGACAGUGACGACAGUAACUGGGGGAGUAGCGCUGAGGAGUUGCUUUCCAGUGGCUGCCUACCCAUCUCACAACCAAAAAUCCAGAAAGGAGACACUGUCGCAACCAAUGCUGGCCCUUUUGGCUGUUUAAAAGUGGAGAAAGCUGACGUAAAUGUAAUUGAAAAGUUAUCUAAAAGUAUUGUUAAAAAUUCUGCUACUUCGGGAGCUCUGAUGGAACUGCAUGGAGUCCAAGCACUUUCAGAUGGAACCUUUCCGAAAAGUAAUAUUACUAAAUUGGAAUACAGGGAGUCCACGCCAGAUAUCCAAGAUGACCGCUAUUUCUUCUGCUACAUAUGUGAAAAGUUUUACUUGGAUCCCUGCCCCACACACCCAAUCUUGUGGAUUAGGUCAGCUGAACUGCUAGGAUGUGAUGCCGUAAAGUCCGGCAAAAUCGACGACUGCAGCUGUGGCAAGGAUGAACGCAACCACGCUAAAAGGUCAGCGCCAGAGCUCUUCAUUCAUGUAGGUCGGUCGAGUAUCAAAGGAGCUGGCCUUGGUGCCUGGGCGGAAAGGAAAAUCCCCAUUGGUUCGGUUUUAGGGCCCUAUGAUGGUGAAAUCAUUCCUUUGGAAGGCUUGUCUGACGAGGAAUUCGAAAUGAGAUCACGUUCUGGAUACGCCUGGUUGGUUAAAGAUAACCGGCCUGGUACCAAAGGCCAUCUUGUAGAUGCGGCUCGGCCCAUACUUUCAAACUGGUUAAGAUUUGUUAACUGUGCACGAAGUGAGAAGGAGCAAAAUUUGGUGGCAAUACAGUACAGGGGCGAAAUUUAUUACCGAGCCUGCAAAUUUGCAAAGGAACUUGGAAUCCACUACAAAUCGUAUAUUGAAAUUGAAAAUCUCAAAACAGAACCCUCUGACACCCGAAAAUGCAGUGAUUGCAAUAAGGUGUUUCGUCAGAAGUCAAGUUUAGAGGAGCACCUCAAAGUUCACUCCACCUAUUCUCCCUUCCAGUGUCCCGAAUGCAAAGAAAGGUUUAAGAGAAAGGCAUCUCUGAAAGCCCAUGUGGAAAAUCACACAGCGCUACCUCUAACCCACGACAAAGAUGCUGGACUUCUCUUAAUACUGUUCGUUUCAGGAUUGAAACCGUACCCAUGUAGUGAUUGCAAAAAAUCCUUCCCAUAUUCCUCAAGCCUUCGCACUCACGUUGCCACAGUUCACAAGGGUGGUCGUAGCAAUCAGCCAGAGAAAUUGAGGUCGUCAGUCCUUCAAAAUGAAUUCGUUGACAUUCCUGCCAAUGUCGUGUAG
Molecule: messenger RNA, 1530 nt
Organism: Echinococcus granulosus
Lineage: Eukaryota; Metazoa; Platyhelminthes; Cestoda; Cyclophyllidea; Taeniidae
Product: Histone-lysine N-methyltransferase PRDM9
Exons: 12
Coding region: 1-1530 (509 amino acids)
Cellular component (GO): nucleus
Molecular function (GO): protein binding
Source: RefSeq, a predicted model, not a curated record